Molecule: messenger RNA, 345 nt
Organism: Trifolium pratense (red clover)
Lineage: Eukaryota; Viridiplantae; Streptophyta; Magnoliopsida; Fabales; Fabaceae
Product: cysteine proteinase inhibitor 5-like
Exons: 1
Coding region: 1-345 (114 amino acids)
Molecular function (GO): cysteine-type endopeptidase inhibitor activity
Source: RefSeq, a predicted model, not a curated record
AUGAAAUUUCAAUCCCUUGUUCUUAUUCUCGUCGUUUUGUUUGCCUCAACUGCAACAAAUCAAGCAAUAUCAACAAGCAAUUCGAGUCUUGUCAACAUCAGCGAUCCACAUGUGAUCGAAAUCGCUAAUUUUGCUCUUACAGAGUACAAUAAGAAAAAUAAUGAGGUGAAAUUGAAGUACGAGAAAGUCAUCAAUGGUAUAUCCGCAAUUAUUGAUGAUGAGACCAACUAUUGUCUCACCCUGGCAGCUAACAAUGGAUCAUCUUCUAACAAUUACGGAGCCGAUGUGUUGGAGAAGCCAUCAAAAAAUUACACCCUCGGAUUCUUUGCACGCUUAAAUGAUUAA